Messenger RNA from Galeopterus variegatus (Sunda flying lemur), 351 nucleotides. RefSeq names its product CDKN2A interacting protein N-terminal like (gene XTBD1). NCBI's taxonomy places the organism in Eukaryota, Metazoa, Chordata, Mammalia, Dermoptera, Cynocephalidae. The transcript has a single exon. The coding region runs from base 1 to 351 and encodes 116 amino acids. The record is from RefSeq and is a predicted model, not a curated record.
AUGGUAGGUGGCAAGGUGGCCAAGGCAGUGGAGGAGCUGGUUGCGGGGUUGCGGCAGGCGACUGACUUCACGGAGCAGUUCCGAUCCUAUUGGGAAAGCGAGAAGCAAUGGAAGGCCCGCAUGGAAUUCAUCCUGUGCCACCUGCCCGACUACUGCGACCCACCGGAUGGCGGCGGCCCUCUGGACCAGCAGCUAUCCCUCUCCAUGGUCUGGGCCAAACACCUCUUCCUCAGCUGCAGCUACAAUAAAGACCUUUUAGACAAGGUGAUGGAAAUGGCAGAUGGGAUUGAAGUGGAAGACCUGCCCCAGUUUACUACCAGAAGUGAAUUAAUGAAAAAGUAUCAAAUCUAA